GUGCUGCAAAGCGCCUGCCUCCUCCUGCCUUCAUGUCUUCUCUCAACUGCGGGGAGAAAGCCUGUGCAGCCGCAGCGGGUUGCGGGGAGGAGUCUCCUCUCCUCCCCAGGGCCGGCUCAAGGGUCAGGAGCAGGAGGGUGCUGUUCCCCAUUGCCUGCUCUCCUCAUCGCCUUCAGCAGCACCACAAAGUGGCACGUGGAGGCAGUAGUGAGCUCAGGACAGUCCAACCCAACCUUCUACCUGAAGAAAGGUUCUAAGACUUAUGUGCUUAGAAAGAAACCUCAUGGCCCUCUCCUACCUCAAGCUCAUAAGGUUGAUAGAGAGUAUCGAGUGCAGAAAGCUUUGUUUGCAGCUGGAUUUCCAGUGCCUGAGCCCCUCUUAUACUGCAGUGAUGCUUCUGUGAUUGGAACAGAAUUCUACGUGAUGCAGCAUGUACAGGGCCGUAUCUUCAGAGACCUUGCAUUACCUGGAGUUAGCCCAGCUGAAAGGUCUGCUUUGUACAUAGCUAUGAUCGAAACCCUGGCCCGGUUGCAUUCAUUCAAUGUGAAUUCACUGGGCCUCCAAGGCUAUGGAAGAGGAUCAGGUUACUGUAAGAGGCAGAUAUCAACCUGGAGAAGACAGUACCAAGCAGCUGCUCAUGCUGACAUUCCAGCUAUGGAUGAGUUAGCGGAAUGGUUAGUGAACAAUGUGCCAGCUGGUGAUGCUGAAGAAAACUUGAUUCAUGGAGACUUUAGAAUAGAUAACAUCAUAUUUCAUCCAAGAGAGGCUCGUGUGCUGGCGGUGCUGGACUGGGAACUUUCUACUACAGGGCACCCUCUGGCAGACUUUGCUUAUAGUAUUGCUUUCUACUUUUGGCCUCCAAACCUUAUGCACCUAAACCUAGGAACCUUUAAGAAUAUAAAUGAUACUGCAGGAAUUCCUACAAUUGAAGAAUUGGUCUCGGUUUACUCUCGCUGCAGGGGUACCACAACUUCCUUAGACAACUUGAAUUUCUUUCUUGCCCUUUCUUAUUUUAAAAUAGCUUCGAUAUGCCAGGGUAUAUAUGCCAGAUAUCUUCUUGGAAAUUCUGCUGCGGAAAACAGCCAUAAGUUUGGCAACAUGGUAGAAACCUUGGCAACAGCUGGGUUGCAGAUUGCAAAAAAAACAUCUUUUACCACUGCCAUUCAGUUCCGUAGUACUGGGGAAUUGUUCCAGCAAUCUCAGCGUGGUAAAGAAGUACUCCAGAAGGUGAAGGAUUUCAUGGGAAAACAUGUUUUUCCAGCUGAAAAGGAAAUGGCAGAAUUUUAUGCCAGAAAUAAACAUUCACCAGAUGUAUGGAAAAAGCCAGCCUUGAUUGAAAGACUGAAGGAAAGGGCCAAAGCAGAGGGGCUCUGGAACCUUUUCCUGCCAGCUGUUAGUGGUCUUGGCCAAGUGGACUAUGCCUUAAUUGCAGAGGAGACUGGGAAGUGCUACUUUGCCCCUGAAGUGUUUAACUGCCAUGCACCAGACACAGGAAACAUGGAAGUCCUGCACAUGUAUGGCUCGGAAGAGCAGAAGAAACAGUGGCUGGAGCCUCUUCUUGAAGGGAAAAUUAGUUCUUGCUUCUGCAUGACGGAGCCAGAUGUUGCUUCGAGUGAUGCCACCAACAUGGAGUGUAGCCUUCAGAGAGAUGGAGGCAGCUUUAUAAUCAAUGGCAAGAAGUGGUGGAGCAGUGGAGCUGGAAAUCCAAACUGCAAAUUUGCUAUUGUGAUGGCCAGAGAUAAAAAUACAUCUGCAUCCAGAUAUAAACAGCACAGUAUGAUCAUUGUGCCAAUGGAUACACCAGGAGUCAAACUUAUAAGGCCUCUUUCUGUCUUUGGAUACUUUGAUUAUUUCCAUGGUGGACAUUUUGAAGUACAUUUUAACAAUGUUCGGGUACCUGCCUCUCAUUUAAUACUAGGGGAAGGAAGAGGAUUUGAAAUAGCUCAAGGAAGACUUGGACCAGGACGAAUCCACCACUGUAUGAGGUCAAUCGGAGCAGCCGAGACUGCUCUACGGAUCCUGUGUGAGCGUUCAGCCCAGAGGGUGACAUUUGGGAAGAAGUUGUAUCACCAUGAGGUAGUCGCCCACUGGAUUGCCGAAUGCCGUAUUGCUAUUGAACAGGCAAGACUGCUGACACUGAAAGCAGCCAGCAGGAUAGACACCCUGGGCAACAGAGAAGCCAGAAAAGAGGUUUCUAUGAUCAAAGUGGUAGCACCCCGAGCAGUCCUUAAAGUGGUUGAUUGUGCCAUUCAAGUUUGCGGAGGUGCUGGAUUCACUGAUGACUUUCCUUUGGCUCAAAUGUUUGCCUUUGUUCGGACCUUGCGUGUGGCAGAUGGGCCUGAUGAAGUUCACCUCUCUGCAAUUGCUAAAAUGGAACUGCUUGACCAAGCCAAGCAGCUGAAUGCUCAUCUCUAAUAUUGAACUUUCAUAUAAUAAUGAUAGCAUCACAGCAAGAAAUUUGAAACAAUGAUUUAAGUUAGGCAGGAGAGCUCUAGGUGAAAAUUGAAAAGCAGCUGAAUUUGAAGAUUUCCCAUUUUGAAAAAGUUCUCAUGUAUGGAUAUAUCUUGAAUAAAUUCACAUUUGCUAAUCUUG
Molecule: messenger RNA, 2592 nt
Organism: Hemicordylus capensis (graceful crag lizard)
Lineage: Eukaryota; Metazoa; Chordata; Lepidosauria; Squamata; Cordylidae
Gene: ACAD11
Product: acyl-CoA dehydrogenase family member 11
Exons: 20
Coding region: 424-2415 (663 amino acids)
Cellular component (GO): mitochondrion
Molecular function (GO): oxidoreductase activity, acting on the CH-CH group of donors; flavin adenine dinucleotide binding
Source: RefSeq, a predicted model, not a curated record